ACUGAAAGAGUAUAAAAAACAAAGAGAACUCAAGACCAAGAGCCAGAGCCAAGAUGAACUCAAAGCACAAAUGCAAUUCAGUCCAGAAAACCCUUAUGUUUCAGAAAUAGUUCUAGAAAGCACUGAUAAAAGCUCCACAGAAACACAAGAAAUACUCCAACCAAAUUUUAGUAAAGUUAAUAUUUUUUGGGCCUUUGUGGCAAUCUUGAUUAUGGAAUAA
Racocetra persica is the source of this 220-nucleotide messenger RNA. The record is from the annotation of a GenBank genome assembly. Lineage: Eukaryota; Fungi; Glomeromycota; Glomeromycetes; Diversisporales; Gigasporaceae.